AUGCACAAAGCCGGCCUUGAUGGCUACCUUCAUCCUGAUGAAAUCGCAUCGAACCUUCCUACAAAGAACCCCGAAGCCUCGGGCAUGCUUGAUCGCAUGCUUCGCCUGCUCACAAGUCACUCCAUUAUCAAAUGCAAGCUUGUUAAAAAAUAUACCAGCAAUGCUCUUCUCACUAGAGCAUAUGGCUUAACAUCGAUCUCUCAGUAUUUAGUUCAAGCUCGAGAUGGACCUUGCCUUGUUCCUUAUCAUAAGUUCAAUAAUCACAAAGAGCUGCAUAAUUGUUGGUAUAAAUUGAAAGAUGCAAUUCUGGAGGGAGGAGUUACAUUUCAAAAGGCACACGAGGGAAUCACGUUUUUUGACUAUUUAGAAAAAGACACGCACCUUGCUGAACUUUUGAGCCAUGCGAUGGACGGGUCAAUUGCUACUUCCAUGGCCAUACUUCUGCAGACUUACAGAGGAUUUGAGGGAGUGAAAGAGGUGGUGAAUGUUGGCGGUGCACAUGGUAUCGAUCAUAUCGGGGGGAAUAUGUUUGAUUCAAUCCCAAGAGGAGAAGUUUUAUUGCUUCAGAGGGUACUUCAUGACUGGACGGAUGAAGAAAGUGUGAAGAUUUUAAAGAAAUGCCACGAAGCUUUACCAGAUCACGGCAAGGUAGUCAUUAUGGAGAUGAUACCCACGGAGCUGCCAGAAAAUGAUGCUAUUGCCAAGAACACGUCUCAGGUGGAUAUACACAUGAUGAUUUUUACCCGUGGGGGAAGAGAGAGGACCGCGAAAGAAUUUCAUAUGAUGGGAAGAAAAGCUGGAUUUGCAAGCUCGGAACUGAUAUGCAGGGCUGAUUUAUAUGGUGUUAUUGAGUUGUACAAGAAAAUGUGA
This is a messenger RNA of Daucus carota subsp. sativus, 870 nucleotides long. Its product is annotated as trans-anol O-methyltransferase 1-like. The record is from RefSeq and is a predicted model, not a curated record. Gene Ontology annotation, biological process: methylation. The transcript has 4 exons. Lineage: Eukaryota; Viridiplantae; Streptophyta; Magnoliopsida; Apiales; Apiaceae. The coding region runs from base 1 to 870 and encodes 289 amino acids. Gene Ontology annotation, molecular function: S-adenosylmethionine-dependent methyltransferase activity; protein dimerization activity; O-methyltransferase activity.